Messenger RNA from Onychomys torridus (southern grasshopper mouse), 6589 nucleotides. Its product is annotated as protein argonaute-4. The transcript is spliced from 18 exons. Gene Ontology annotation, molecular function: protein binding; RNA binding. NCBI's taxonomy places the organism in Eukaryota, Metazoa, Chordata, Mammalia, Rodentia, Cricetidae. The record is from RefSeq and is a predicted model, not a curated record. Bases 273 to 2858 code for a protein of 861 amino acids.
CUCCCGCUCCCGCUCCAGCUGGCGGCGGCGGCGGCGGCGAUUGUUUUUGUUGUCGCCGAGGCCGGAAGAGCCGUGAGAGAAGCCGGGUCCCUGUCCCCGGGCCGGGCGCCGCCGCCGCCGCCGCCGCCCCCUGCCCAGAGCCCGCGUCUUCGCGGCGCAGCUUCAGCGCCAAUAUUCCCGAGAGCAAGCGUUACGCGGCGGCGGCGGCGGCGGCGGCGGGGCCCGGAGCGGGAGGCGCCGGGGACCGGAGCGAGGCAGCCCCUGUCGCCGCCAUGGAGGCGCUGGGACCCGGACCUCCAGCCAGCCUCUUCCAGCCACCUCGUCGUCCUGGCCUUGGAACUGUUGGGAAGCCAAUUCGACUGUUAGCCAAUCAUUUUCAGGUUCAGAUCCCUAAAAUAGAUGUGUAUCACUAUGAUGUGGAUAUUAAACCAGAAAAACGGCCUCGCAGAGUCAACAGGGAGGUAGUAGACACUAUGGUGCGUCACUUCAAGAUGCAGAUAUUUGGGGAUCGGCAGCCUGGCUAUGAUGGGAAAAGAAACAUGUACACAGCACAUCCACUGCCAAUUGGACGGGACAGGGUUGACAUGGAGGUGACCCUUCCAGGUGAGGGUAAAGACCAAACUUUCAAAGUAUCUGUGCAGUGGGUGUCAGUUGUGAGCCUUCAGUUGCUUCUAGAAGCUUUAGCUGGGCACCUGAAUGAAGUCCCGGACGACUCAGUCCAAGCACUUGACGUUAUUACAAGGCAUCUCCCCUCUAUGCGGUACACUCCUGUGGGCCGUUCUUUUUUCUCACCUCCUGAAGGUUAUUACCACCCUCUGGGAGGUGGCAGAGAGGUCUGGUUCGGCUUUCACCAGUCUGUGAGACCUGCCAUGUGGAAUAUGAUGCUCAAUAUUGAUGUAUCUGCAACUGCUUUCUACCGGGCCCAGCCUAUCAUUGAGUUCAUGUGUGAGGUUUUAGAUAUUCAGAACAUCAAUGAACAAACAAAACCUCUAACAGACUCCCAGCGUGUCAAGUUUACCAAAGAAAUUAGAGGUCUCAAAGUUGAGGUGACUCACUGUGGGCAGAUGAAACGAAAAUAUCGAGUUUGUAAUGUCACAAGACGACCAGCCAGUCAUCAAACCUUUCCUCUGCAGCUAGAAAACGGUCAAGCUAUGGAAUGUACAGUAGCUCAGUAUUUUAAACAAAAGUAUAGUCUGCAGCUGAAGUACCCCCAUCUUCCCUGUCUUCAAGUGGGACAAGAGCAAAAGCAUACAUACUUGCCACUUGAGGUCUGUAAUAUAGUGGCAGGGCAGAGAUGUAUAAAGAAGCUCACAGACAAUCAGACAUCCACAAUGAUCAAAGCCACAGCAAGAUCUGCUCCUGACAGACAGGAGGAAAUCAGUAGACUGGUCAAGAGCAGCAGCAUGGUGGGUGGACCUGACCCCUACCUGAAGGAGUUUGGGAUUGUUGUCCACAAUGAGAUGACGGAGCUCACAGGCAGGGUGCUUCCAGCUCCUAUGCUGCAGUACGGAGGCCGGAAUAAAACAGUAGCCACACCCAACCAGGGUGUCUGGGACAUGCGAGGAAAGCAGUUUUAUGCUGGCAUUGAGAUUAAAGUUUGGGCAGUGGCUUGUUUUGCGCCUCAGAAACAAUGUAGGGAAGAUUUACUAAAGAGUUUCACUGACCAACUUCGUAAAAUCUCCAAGGAUGCAGGGAUGCCCAUCCAGGGUCAGCCAUGUUUCUGCAAGUACGCUCAAGGUGCAGACAGUGUGGAGCCCAUGUUUAAACAUCUGAAAAUGACAUAUGUGGGCCUGCAGCUAAUAGUGGUUAUCUUGCCUGGAAAGACACCAGUAUAUGCGGAAGUGAAGCGUGUUGGAGAUACCCUUUUAGGUAUGGCCACACAGUGUGUCCAGGUCAAAAACGUUGUGAAGACCUCACCCCAAACCCUUUCCAACCUUUGCCUGAAGAUAAACGCAAAGCUUGGAGGAAUUAACAAUGUACUUGUACCUCAUCAAAGGCCCUCAGUGUUCCAGCAGCCUGUCAUUUUCCUGGGAGCAGAUGUCACUCAUCCGCCUGCUGGGGAUGGGAAGAAGCCUUCUAUUGCAGCUGUGGUGGGCAGCAUGGACGGCCACCCCAGCCGGUAUUGUGCCACAGUUCGGGUGCAGACGUCUCGGCAGGAGAUUGCUCAGGAGCUCCUCUACAGUCAGGAGGUUGUGCAGGAUCUGACGAGCAUGACUCGGGAGCUACUGAUUCAGUUCUACAAGUCCACACGCUUCAAGCCCACUCGUAUUAUCUACUACCGUGGAGGGGUGUCCGAGGGGCAGAUGAAACAGGUAGCCUGGCCAGAGCUAUUAGCAAUUCGAAAGGCAUGUAUAAGCUUGGAAGAAGACUAUCGGCCUGGAAUAACCUACAUUGUGGUGCAAAAGAGACAUCACACUCGACUCUUCUGUGCAGAUAAAACAGAAAGGGUGGGGAAAAGCGGCAAUGUCCCAGCAGGCACUACGGUGGACAGUACCAUCACACAUCCAUCUGAGUUUGACUUUUACCUCUGUAGUCAUGCAGGAAUUCAGGGAACCAGCCGUCCUUCACAUUACCAGGUCUUGUGGGAUGACAAUUGCUUCACUGCAGAUGAACUCCAGCUGCUGACUUACGAGCUCUGUCACACCUACGUGAGGUGCACGCGCUCCGUCUCCAUUCCUGCCCCUGCAUAUUAUGCCCGGCUGGUAGCAUUUCGGGCAAGGUAUCAUUUGGUGGAUAAAGAUCAUGACAGUGCGGAAGGCAGUCAUAUGUCAGGACAGAGCAACGGCCGGGACCCUCAGGCCUUGGCUAAGGCUGUGCAGAUCCACCACGAUACCCAGCACACUAUGUAUUUUGCCUGAGAGUCUUGGAAAAGAACUCAACCAAUUUGGCAUCCCACACAUCCUCAAGUGUUUCAGAUGCCUACUGCCUCUAGAUGGUGCCACGUUGAUUUCAAGUGGUCCCUACCAGCAGCUCAGAAUAGAUAGUUGCACUGAAUCUGUACUUUGCAGCCCUGUCUGAUGCAUCAACAAAAUUGAGCCAUUUAAAAAAAAAAAAAAAAAAGGAAAAAAAAAAGAGAGAGAGAAAUAGAAACUCAUAGAUUGUGUUUUCUGAUGCACUGGACAAAAUUUUUACCUCAACGUGCAAAGGCUGAUCAGCCUUUACUUUCUAAAGGACUUACUUUCCUAGGAGGGUUUCUAUGGGAUAUUUUGCUAGCUGUGGUAUUCACCGCAUCUAGUCUUAUAAGAGGAAUAUUUCCUGUUUCCUGUGUUCAUUGAGUGGGGUGUAUGCAUAAGUGGGAGAGAAAAACCAAACGACCUGUUUCAUUUCCAUGUAACUUUUUAAUUGGGUGGGUCCAUAGACUUUUUAAUGGAGAUUUCUGACUUCACCACUGUAAAUGCCUUUAAGGAGCAUUAAUUUUUGAAAGUUUUACAGAACUUUAUUACUUCCACUGCUUUAUCUUACUGAUCUCUUUGGGCCUGUGCUGUGGAGUACAGGCUGCCUGACAAUUGCACUAUAUUUGGCUGCAGAUUCGAACAGGCAGUUCUCUACUUGGCUGGCUUUUGUGACUGCGACAUAAGCACAUGUGAUGUGUGUCUUGGGGACACCUAACACUGCCAUGGUAAAAAGUAAAAGCUCUCCCUAUUUGGAAAAAAAAAAUUAGCUUUUAGUAUUUUUCCAAGUUUUUGAAAGUGCCCAUUUUAUGCUGCUAUGUGGUUGGUUAGCUCUAAAUGAUUUUUAGACUUCUCUCAUAGAAAGUUAACUUUGGCAAUAAGCGUUUUUAAGACCCCGUCCCCUUUCUCCCUGACAAGGUAGUUUUCUAGAUGAAAUUUUAGUAUGAUUUUAUCAACUAUUUCUUAAUAUAUCAUAACCUGAAUAUUCUGAAACACAUAUAUUUCCAUGCCCUUUAAAAUAACUAUUUGGAUUGUUGUUUUUUUUAAAACCUAUUUUAUAGUCAUAGUCUGUGUCCUGUCACUUUUUUUUUUUCCUUUUAAAAUAAGCUGGAAUCAGGAUGCUUCCUGAUUGGCCAGGCUUUGCCAAUUUAUAAGGCACAUUGAGUGAUGCUGCACUUAAAAAAAGGACCAGCAUGUAAAACCUUCGCUUUCCCUGGGAAUCAAGGCUGUACACACAGCUGCUUACAGUACAGUUCUGUUUGCUCUUCUUUUAGCCUGAAAUGUGCUUGGGGCCUUUGCCGUCCUCUUUUUCACCUAACAAUGUGUAGAAGAAGUUGAUUUUUUUCCCCCUUUUCUAUAGAUUCUGGAUUCCCUCAUAGGAAGACAGGACUCCUUGUCCAACAAAGGGAGUUGAUGUAAAGUGAGCAUCAGUUAGAACAUAGGGAAGAUGUAUUCUGUAGUUAGUGUAGAUAACAACUUUGUAAAGGACAAUGCUACACAGUCUAGGCAGCUCUAACCAUGGUUUGCCAGCCCACAUUUCAUUCUGUCCUGGAAGGCCGAGGAGUGAAAGGUAAGAGGCUCUCUGGAGAACCUCACUUCUCCAGGCUGAGGAAGGGGCUGGGGAAGAGACAGGCACAAUAUACUAAAACAAUUCUGUCGUCUAGAAACUGUUGUUGAGAAACACUGGAUCAGAUGGGGAAGGAGGGGUGUUUGCUUGAACUCACUGGUCAGUCUAAGGUCCAAAUCUUUUAAACUAGCCUUCUCAAAAAUGCCAGCAAUAUGAAGCACUGUUCUCCUUCAGUCUUUUCUACAAGCCUGUAAAUACAUUAAUGUUUACAUUUCCACGUGCGGUUGCUUAGCGGUGCCACCAGUGUUGGCUGAGCUGGUCUCCCAGAGUUUUAUAAUGUCACCAAGUCCUAUAGCACACAUGAGGAUGAGUGCAGACAUCCUUAGUCUCUACGGACAGUGGGGAAAAGCAAGUCCUGAGGCUGAAGCACGAUGUAGGCAGGCGUGAAGAGACGGCAGAUGCUCACUCCUUAAGAUUUUCCUUUUUUUUUUUUCCAAAUACCUCACUUGGAUAAUACAAAUCAGGACAUGUUGAUGAGUGGCUGGCUGCCACUUUUAUUCACACUUGUUCAGGGAGAGCACAGAAAAUAUGCUUCAGCAUGGCCACUGUGGACCCAAGAGGACCCAAGAGAAGGGGAAAAAAGGAGUUUUUAAGAAGGAGGACUCGCCUGGGACUGUGAUGUGAAUGAACUCUUGGUGGCUGGCUAGCUGGCUGUCCGGCCAGCAGGCACCAUACCUGCACUUGAGUGCCUCAGGUUUGCUGGUUAACAAACAACGCACAGAAGAAACCCAUGCCAUCUUCCUUCACGAUGGAACAGGGAGCAGGCUGGGUAUCCAGAAGCCCCGAUCCACUUGUCUGCAGUUGGGCUCUAUUCUUGACCUUGAACAGAGUGUCUGAAACACCUCAGUCUGUCCUAGUUCGCUGGGCCAUCUGCGUGGUGGAAGAAAAGCCAGGAGGCCAGCUUUUGUAGGAAAACAGUUCCAUGAAAGGCGUGAUGCUGUUGUUUUGGACAAAUGGAAAGAAAUAUGGAAGAAUUGGGAUUGUUGGGGGAAAACUUGCUGAUGGAUGAGUAGUUAAGAGGCGAUCCCUGCAGAAUCAGAACUGCAGUAAUACUAUCACCAGCAAAUCUGAAUGCAUAGUUUAAACUUAAUUAGGGUUGACAAUUCAAAUAGUUACCCCCCCCCCAAACUGACUGAAUUGUUAUGCAUGUGUCAAUCAAUGGGAGGUGUGCAUUCUCUAGAAGUAGUGUUGGGCUGUUUGGCUUUCUUAGACGCAGCCUGCUUAGGCACUGGAUGUAGUGGAAGGCUGCAGUGCAGCAGCGCUGAAGAACAACAGUUCGGGGCCAGGAAGCACAGAGGACACUGAGAGUGGGAAGACCGAUGUGGAGCCAAUUGCGUUCUGUUGUUGUCGAGUCCCGAGCCGUUUAUAAAGGGAACCAGCUGGCUUGCUGCAGCCAGCGUUCUGGGCAGGAGAACCACUUUCAUUCUUACUGUAAACUCUACAUGCUGCUUUGCUUCCAAAGGUGAUGAUCUACAAGCAGGCAUGUCCUAUAUGGUCUGUAUCUUAGAAUCUGGUGCCCAACCUAUAUCCUAUAGCAGAGCUUACCCACUUGGCUCAGCUGCCUACUCCUUCACAUGGGAAAAGGUAAUCCACUAUUUUUUAACAAGGCUCACCCUCUCUACCCUAGUCACCCUCUGUGGAUAUACUAUAAGAUUCUCUUGCUCAUUAGCAAGGUGGCAGCUCAGCUUUCAUUUUAAGAAAGCAGAGGUUAAGGGCAUUGUAUUAAUAUUGCUUCAACUCCAAGAAUUUUUUAUUGUAAAAUUAAAGGAAAGAUCUUUAUUGGCCAACCAUUUUCUUUUCCUUGCUAUUGACAUACUCAUGUUCUUUCUAAGUCUACUGGCUGGAAAUGUUUGUAUUUGUUCAUCUGACUAAUGGUAUGGUUUUUGUUUCUCUAUGGUUAGAGCUGUAAUGUUUUAAAAUGUAUCUUAUUAAUUUGGACUGGAUGUCUGUCUCUAGCAAUACGAGGUACUUUCUAAGCUAUUAAGGAAGGGUUUGUAUCCCUGUGUGAGAUAAGGUGAUGGUUGUUUGUUUAAAAUUUUGGUCUGCAGGGAUAUUUUGUGUUCAUGUGUCC